Molecule: messenger RNA, 4122 nt
Organism: Hypomesus transpacificus
Lineage: Eukaryota; Metazoa; Chordata; Actinopteri; Osmeriformes; Osmeridae
Product: receptor-type tyrosine-protein phosphatase H-like
Exons: 20
Coding region: 381-3758 (1125 amino acids)
Biological process (GO): protein dephosphorylation
Molecular function (GO): protein tyrosine phosphatase activity; protein binding
Source: RefSeq, a predicted model, not a curated record
GAGAUGACUGCAUUGGAUAAAUACAGUUUAAGACUGGCCAUAAACUAAACCUAACAAGGAAGUAACAUCAGGGCAAAGGUUUGUGGUUAUUUCAGUCAGAGCAGAAAUAGGGAAGCGAUUUAACAUGUUCCAAAAGACCGAGAGCCAUUAGAGAUUACCAAGAGGAGGACGUGUUAGAAAAUUAAAAGUCAACACUAGUGAAAUUAGGCAAACAAUCGACUGUCACUUGCCAGACACGAAGGCUACUUUGGCGAGACACUGUUGCAUUUAUCAACAAAGUGUUGCUUAUACUUUCAAUAGAAAAUUGAGUUUCUAACUUCUAUCCGAACAAAGUCCCAUCGUUUGUUCUGAUCUUGGAGGAUCAGGUGUUGCUGUUCACAAUGGGCUCAGUGUACUUCCUGCUGUGCCUGGCUGUGACUUCAGUGUGGGGUCAAGAAAAUAUUUCAACUCCAUCACCAACCACCCUACCAACUACAGCAGCAGCAACAGUAAGAGCAACAACAACAACAACAGCAGCAACAACAACAGCAGCAACAACAACAACAAAUCCACCAACAACCACCACCCCAACACCACCUCCAGUUGAUGUGACCUUGGUCACUGUAACCGAGCACACUGAGACCAGCGUUACUCUGCAGUGGGACAAGCAGAGCCCUGACUACACAUACAUACUACAGUUUAGCAACGGAACUGAGGUGAACAUCACAGAACUAGGAAGUGGAUCCACCGUGACCAAAACAGUCUCAUCUCUCACACCCGGCACCAAACAUCUUUUCACUCUCUUCACUGUGAACGAGGGAGGAAGAAGUAAAGGAUACAACUUUUCUGCUGUAACUCGUCCCUCCAAAGUGGCUGGUCUCCAUGUGACCGAGCGCACUGAGACCAGCGUGACUCUGCAGUGGAACAUUGUGGAGAAUUCUAAAGGUUAUAAUCUGAGUGUUGAUGACCAGCCAGAGGUGUUCAUCCCUCCUGUCUCAGAAGGAACCAGCCAGACACACGUUGUCCCUUCCCUCUCUGCCGGCACCAGAUACAAUCUCACUGUCUUCACUGUGGGGGUGGACAAUCUGAGAAGCUCUGGAACCAAGUUGUCUGCCAGUACUAGUCCCUCCAAUGUGGAUGAUCUCAAUGUGACCGAGCGCAAUGAGACCAGCGUGACUCUGCAGUGGAACAUUGUGAAGAAUUCUAAAGGUUAUAAUCUGAGUGUUGACGACCAGCCAGAGGUGUUCAUCCCUCCUGCCUCAGAAGGAACCAGCCAGACACACGUUGUCCCUUCCCUCUCUGCCGGCACCAGAUACAAUCUCACUUUCUUCACUGUGGGGGUGGACGAUCUGAGAAGCUCUGGAACCAAGUUGUCUGCCAGUACUAGUCCCUCCAAAGUGGAUGAUCUCAAUGUGACCGAGCGCAAUGAGACCAGCGUGACUCUGCAGUGGAACAUUGUGAAGAAUUCUAAAGGUUAUAAUCUGAGUGUUGACGACCAGCCAGAGGUGUUUAUCCCUCCUGUCUCAGAAGGAACCAGCCAGACACACGUUGUCCCUUCGCUCUCUGCCGGCACCAGAUACAAUCUCACUGUCUUCACUGUGGGGGUGGACAAUCUGAGAAGCUCUGGAACCAAGUUGACUGCUAGUACUAGUCCCUCCAAUGUGGAUGAUCUCAAUGUGACCGAGCGCACUGAGACCAGCGUGACUCUGCAGUGGAACAUUGUGGAGAAUUCUCAAGGUUAUAAUCUGAGUGUUGACGACCAGCCAGAGGUGUUCAUCCCUCCAGCCUCAGAAGGAACCAGCCAGACACACGUUGUCCUUUCCCUCUCUGCCGGCACCAGAUACAAUCUCACUUUCUUCACUGUGGGGGUGGACGAUCUGAGAAGCUCUGGAACCAAGUUGACUGCCAUCACUACUCCAGUCAACGUAGCAGGUGGGGUCCAGGUGACGGAGCGCUCACAGAACACCGUCACUCUGCAAUGGAUCCCAGUAAAUGGCAUCUCCGAUUACAUACUGCUGAUAAAUAACCGUCAGAUUAACAUCUCAGCCGACGAGGUGUCAGCUCACGAUAGGGUUGAGCUGAUGCACGUUGUCACUGGUCUCACCCCCGGCACGGAAUACAACCUCACGUUCUUCAGCGUGUUCGAAGGGGUCCGAAGUAGCGGAAUAAAUGACUUCACAGUCACGAGAAUGAACUGUCCUGCCUCAAAGUGGAUAGUGUCCAACACCUCCAUCAAGGCUACCCUUGAGGGUUUAUUUACCAAAGCAACAGCAACCAACAGCAAAGGAGAGCACACCAGUGUGGGUGGUGGUCAGGUGUGGUUCACAGGCCUGUCUCCCGGCUCGAACUACACAGUGGCCCUCUUCUACGAGAGGGAGGGCAGGGUCGACACGCAGUGUGAACAUAAUCUGACCCUGGUUCCUCCAGACUUGUCCAAUUGGCGGUGUGACUACAGCGCAGGCGGCUACGCCCUCUCCCUGUCCUGGGAAGCCCAGCUUGGGGAGUGGAGCGCUGCAGAGGCCAACCUGACAGGGAGAGCUCCACAAAAAGAGAUAAGCCCCAACGUGUUGUCCACCCAGAUCACUGGCCUGCAGCCUGCCAAGACCUACAGCAUCUCUCUGGGUGUCCUCUCAGGGGAUCUGAGGAGUAACCCUGUGGUCAUCAGCUGUGGGACAGACCCUCGGGGGGUCAUAGGAGGGUCGAUCACCGCAGUGCUGCUGCUCAUCCUCCUGGCCGGUCUGGCUGUCUUCAUUCUGCGACGGAAACCUGAGCUACUCAAGCCUGUAUCACUCAGCCACUCCAAAAUAUCUGCCAAUCAGAUGAAAGCGAUUCCAACCAGGAAGUUCCCAGAACACUAUCACCAGCUGUGUGUCGACCAGAACCGAGGCUUCAGUGAGGAAUACGAGGACUUUGCUCCGGUGGGAACGGAACAGUCUCGCAGGGCAGCGCUGGACCCCGAGGUGAAGGACAAGAACCGCUUCACCAACGUGCUGCCGUAUGACUGGUCCAGAGUGAAGCUAUCCUUCAUCAACCCUGACAGAACCUCUGAAUAUAUCAACGCCAGCUACAUGCCUGGCUAUGGCGGUAACAAGCAGUACAUCGCGGCUCAAGGGCCUUUGCCCUCCACCAUAAACGACUUCUGGAGAAUGAUCUGGGAGCAGAGGGUGAGGGCCGUAGUCAUGGUGACCAACUGCGUCGAAGGAGGGCGGGGUAAGUGUGAGCAAUACUGGCCCCUGGACAGCGCCCCCUGUCUGUACGGAGGCCUGCUGGUCACCAUCACGUCACAGCACAGAGACCCAGACUGGACACUGAGGGAGUUUCGGGUGAAAAACGAGAGCUCGGCGGAGGAGCGCAGCGUGAAGCACUUCCACUUCACCUCCUGGCCCGACCACGGGGUUCCCCAGGGCACCACCGCCCUCAUCCAGUUCAGGCAGCUGGUCCGCCAGCACAUCGAGGGCCCAGGGGCUGGCGGGGGCCCCACGGUGGUGCACUGCAGUGCUGGAGUGGGCAGAACUGGCACGCUGAUCGCCCUGGACGUCACCCUGCAGCAGAUGGAGAGGGAGAGGGCUGUGGGCAUCGCCGCCUUCGUACACAAGAUGAGGCAGAGCCGACCCCUCAUGGUCCAGACAGAGAGCCAGUACGUUUACCUGCACCAGUGCAUCAUGGACUCUCUAGAACCCAAGACGGCGCCAUCAGAGAACCUGUACGAGAACUCUGACAUGAUCUACGCUAACGCAACCGCACUAAGAGAAUUCCAGAAAGCCAAUUCAAGCGUCUGAAUGCGACAGUCUGUAAGCUUACAAGAAAACAUGAAUAUAAACUCACAAUGUGAUCGCAGACGAGCACAUCUACAACGCUGACUGAUGAAGUAACACAUUUCCAGAUGUACAUAGACCUGUUAAGGCCAUCUUGUACUCCCAUCCUUCUUUACUCUGAGGGAUUCUGGGUGCUGGAGGAGAGUAACACUGCUUUUGUAUUUGUUAUUGUUUUGAAAGCGCACCACAAAGCUGCCUGAUGUUUAUUUUUAUCUGCACUCCAAAGGAAAUACACACAUUUUUUAUUUUUUAAAUGUUGUAUUGAAUUUCAAGUAAUAUAUGGAAUGUAUGGAUGUUGUAACAUAAAAGUACGUUUUCCAAAACCUUA